GUGUGUGUGUGUUUUUUUCGUUUUAGGAGGACAAUUUUCAAGACAAAUCAAAGAGCUAUGAGGACCCUCUGUUACAGGAGGACAUUUUGCUGUCCUCAUAAAAUUAACCUUUUAAAACAGUUUCUGGGCAUGUUUUAAUACCCAAAAAGUGUUUUUCUCAAAAGUCUUUGUAAACCAAAAACUUGACAUAUGUUGUAUAUUUGUGUGUCCGCCACUGCCCCCUGUCGGUUGGAGUUGUCCCCGCAUGCCGCACACACAAGCGCGGGAAAUUAUACACGAGCGCGGGACAUUAUACACAUCACGCGAAAUUGGAAGCUGCGCAUGCGCAUUUUAGUAUUACCCAUUUAGACCGUUGAUAUUUACAUCAAUGAUUUAGACUGACUGAUUGGGCGCUUCUUAUUCAUCCAUCAAUUUUGGCAGAGUUUUGACACGCUUUGGAGAAAAGGUAAGAAGGUAAUUAUAAAACUUAAAAGACGGACGUUCUGACAGACAGUGCUUUAGAGCCGGAACACGCGGAACGGUUCACGGAGGUCACAGCAACACGCGGGGCGGGGAUUCCCGGACUGUCCCAAGCACCGGGAUCGUUUUUUUUUUUACCCUGGCCUAAUCUCAUCACUUGUUUCAAGGUCGUGGCAUCUUCACUUUAGCCAAUUUCAAACAAGGAGACUUUGUGGUCGAGUAUAGAGGGGAGCUUAUUGAUGCAACUGAAGCUGAACACAGACGUAACCUGUACCCCAGCGCAUGUUCAGUCUUCAUGUUUGAAUUCAUAUGGAAGCAGAAGACAUUGUGUAUUGAUGGAGCACUUGAAGAUGGGUCAUUUGGGCGACUAGUAAACGAUGAACACAGGACACCAAAUUGCAGAAUGAAGUUGAUUGAAGCAGAAGGGAAGCCGCAUCUCUGCCUUUUUGCACUGAAGGAAAUUGCGGCAGGAAGUGAAAUUACUUAUGACUAUGGUGGGAAAGAAUGGCCCUGGCGGAAAAAGCUAAAGAUCGCAAGCAUCCCUUCUGGUCAACAGUGUGUUGCAGAGCCUAUUGCCCAUGACGUGGAGCACCAUGUGAUCUCUACAGACUCAUUCACAGACAGAGAAUUAAGAGCAGAGUGUCAGUCAUCUAGACCUACAGCAGACAACUCUGAGCAUGAGGUGCAUUCUGUUGGAGGUCAGCGUGGCACUUCUUCUCUGAAAGAGUUAAUUGGUGAAGGUGGUGUCCAGUAUCAGGAGUUGUCACCCCAAGCGUUCUCAGAAGAACUUACCAGUGAGAGCAAAUCGAAAGAGGUGCCACAAUCAUCCAGAGCUGUGCCUAAUGACUCUGCUUGUGAGUGUACAAUUCAUAGGCUGGUAUUUGAAUCGGUGAAACUUGACAAAUGCGGGAUAUGCCAUUCACCUUUGACAGCUAUCAGAUGGCACGGUCUAAGAUGCAAGCAAUGCCGUUGUGUGUGGCAUAAGAUCUGCCUCCAGACAUCUUCAGAAGACUGGGAUAUGUCCGACGGUGAUGUCUCAUCUGAUGAAGAAUACAUCCCAAAUUCUGCAUCAGAUUCAGAAAGCUCAGGAACAGAGUUGUCUAUUGAGUUACCUGGACCAUCAAAAAACUCCCAUGCUGCUAGCAUGCCUGAUUUAUGCGUUACUUUUGCUGAAAAAGAACAGACCAUGGAUGUUAAGAACAACUUUGAGCACAUUUUGAAUGAUCUUGAAACUACUGAUGAUCUUCAUCCCGACCAAGAACCAGACAGCUCAGAGUCAUGCCAGCAGAAAACAAAAGAUGCAUGUAGCGAAAAGAGUACUGUUUUAUAUUAGCCAAAAUGAAUCCCCAACCAAGUCAACAAAAUUAAUCAAAAGCACAGUCAAUUUUUGUUUUGUGUGUGGAAAACCUCAAACAAAAUUUGCACGUCAUCUGGAGACGCAUGUAAAUGAAAAUGCUGAAGUCGCCCAGGUGCUUCAGUUACCCAAAUCAUCAAAAGACAGAAAAGUUCAUCUUGAAAGGUUACGAAACCUUGGUAACUUCAAGCACAACUCUGCUGUUAAAACCACAGGAUCAGGUUGUCUUAAAGUGAAAAGGAUCUCAAAAAAGAGCAGCAGCAGCAGCGC
Molecule: messenger RNA, 2083 nt
Organism: Oreochromis niloticus (Nile tilapia)
Lineage: Eukaryota; Metazoa; Chordata; Actinopteri; Cichliformes; Cichlidae
Exons: 10
Coding region: 755-1792 (345 amino acids)
Biological process (GO): regulation of DNA damage response, signal transduction by p53 class mediator; regulation of transcription by RNA polymerase II
Cellular component (GO): nucleus; polytene chromosome
Molecular function (GO): histone H4K20 methyltransferase activity; protein binding; transcription regulator activity
Source: RefSeq, a predicted model, not a curated record